CGCAUUUCUCUCCCCCGUCCUGGCCUACCUGUUGUCACGCUCGUGGACUCACCGCUCCAGCCAUGCCGGCUGCGUGGUGCUCAAUCUGCCGUGGCGAGGACGACCUCGAGGUGCGCUGCUCUCCAUGCGGCAGACGUUUCCACAAGCAGUGCCUCGGCCUCAGCUCGCAGCAAGCGCUGCCGGUUGACUGGCGAUGCGAGUCGUGCCUCGCCCUAGAGGAGCUCGAAGGGGAGGAGCGGGAGCGGCACGACGCUUUCGUGGCAUCCCAGAAGGCCCUCUCGGCCGACGGACGCGCCCUCGCCAACCGGCGCAGCACCACACUACUCGCGAAAGCGGCGCUGCUCGAGCCAUUUGUGCCCGCCGCGAAGCUGGAGGAGGUGCGGCGCGCGGCGCGAGGCAAGGAGAAGGGCAAGGGGCGGGGCGGGGCGGGCUCGCGCGCCUCGAAUGACUCGCCCAAACAGGAAGAGCGGCUCGUCGACACCCAGCCCUCAUUUGUGACGGCGACGCUGAGAGACUACCAGGUCGAGGGAGUGAACUGGCUGGUCGAGGCGCGCGAGUCAGGGAUCGGAGGCAUCCUCGGCGACGAGAUGGGGCUCGGCAAGACGCUGCAGACCCUGACGAUGCUCGCCUUCCUCAAGAAGGUGCGGGGCCUCACGGGCCCCGCCCUCGUCGUCGCGCCGCUCGCCGUGUAUCAGAACUGGGCAAACGAGUGCAAGCGCUUCACGCCCGAGCUAACCUUCUUCAAGCUGCACGGCUCUGCGCACGAGCGGAACGCGCUUCUCGAGCGGGCGGACGUGGUGUACGCAGAGUACGACCUCUUCAUCACCACGUACGAGACCUUCAAGGCUGCCGAGGGCUUCUUCACGGAGGACGUCUCUUGCUGGUCGGCUCUCAUCGUCGACGAGGCGCACAACCUCAAGAACGAGGCCUCCAAGCUGCACAUCGGCCUCUCUCGCGUGCGCGCAAACUUCCGGCUGCUCAUCACGGGCACGCCGCUCCAAAACAACCUCCACGAGCUCUGGGCGCUGCUCCGCUUCCUCCUCCCCUCCCUCUUCACCACCUCGGACCAGUUCGACGCGGGCUUCGACACCGGCAAGCUGGUCGCAGACACGGACCUCAUCGCAAAGGCGCGCGACUUGCUCGCGCCCUUCAUGCUGCGCCGGCUCAAGGCAGACGUGGUGACGCUGCCGCCCAAGCACGAGGCGGACGUGUCGUGCCCGAUGAGCAGCCUGCAGGCUCGCUGGUACGCGCGGCUGCUUGACCGCGACCUCGAGUCGCAGUCUCUUCUCUCCACCUCGCAGCUGCAGAUCAUCAUCACGCAGCUGCGCAAGGUGUGCAACCACCCGCGCAUCCUGCUGCCGCGCCUCGCCGUCCUCGACAGCCUGCUGCACCGGCUCAAGGCGAACGGCUCUCGCGUGCUCCUCUUCUCCUCCUUCACGCAGACGCUCGACCUGCUCGAGGACUUCCUGCGCUGGCGCGCCUUCGGGCCGCACCUGCGGAUGGACGGUUCGACCAACCGCAUCCAGCGCGAGCUCGACAUGCGCGAGUUCAACGCGCCCGGCUCGCCCCACUUCGCGUACCUGAUCUCGACCCGCGCCGGCGGCGUCGGCAUCAACCUCGCGACGGCGGACGCGGUCGUCCUCUUCGAGCCGGACUGGAACCCGCAGAUCGACCUGCAGGCGACCGACCGCGCACUUCCCAGACCCUUCCUAGACCCUUCCUAG
Emiliania huxleyi CCMP1516 is the source of this 1724-nucleotide messenger RNA. RefSeq lists its product as hypothetical. Gene Ontology annotation, molecular function: ATP-dependent chromatin remodeler activity; DNA binding; ATP binding. Gene Ontology annotation, cellular component: nucleus. Bases 63 to 1724 code for a protein of 553 amino acids. The transcript is spliced from 9 exons. Lineage: Eukaryota; Haptophyta; Isochrysidales; Noelaerhabdaceae. The record is from RefSeq and is a predicted model, not a curated record.